Messenger RNA from Larimichthys crocea (large yellow croaker), 1256 nucleotides. Its product is annotated as sodium/bile acid cotransporter. The transcript is spliced from 6 exons. Gene Ontology annotation, biological process: bile acid and bile salt transport. Lineage: Eukaryota; Metazoa; Chordata; Actinopteri; Sciaenidae. Gene Ontology annotation, molecular function: bile acid:sodium symporter activity. The coding region runs from base 214 to 1248 and encodes 344 amino acids. The record is from RefSeq and is a predicted model, not a curated record. Gene Ontology annotation, cellular component: membrane.
UUCCACAGAAAUAGUUUUUCUUUUCUUUUUUUUAUAGUUUGGUUCUGGAGUUGGUGUGUUUUCACCUAUUGUCCUGAUCCCAUGUGACAUAAAGGGGAGGGCAUGGGGUUUCAAACAGCAGGGAAAAGGGGUUACAAAAGAAUGUGCUAAACAGAGCAGCAGUGUGUGAGCAAGCCGAGUGAAGCAGCAGAAGUCGGCAUGAAGUUAAGUUGAAUGAAAGCCACAAUGAAUCUGACAGAAGUCAACGAGGGACUAGCUAACAUCUACAAUGGAAAUGUCUCUGAAGGCAAUGGAAGUACGAGUAUCCUGUCCAUCCCCCUCGCCCUAAACAAAGUCUUAGAUAUCUUCGUCAUCAUCAUCCUCCUUAUCACCAUGAUAUCCCUUGGCUGUACAAUGGAGAUUUCCAAAAUUAAAAACCAUCUUUUAAAGCCAAAAGGAAUUGCCAUUGCGCUGUUGGCCCAGUUCGGCAUCAUGCCCUUGACUGCUUUCUGUCUAGGCAAAAUCCUACAGAUGGAUCCCAUUAAAGCUGUGACUGUGCUCAUCUGUGGCUGCUGCCCCGGAGGAAGCUUAUCAAACAUUUUUUCCCUGGCCAUUAAGGGUGACAUGAACCUCAGCAUCGUAAUGACUACUUGCUCCAGUUUCAUGGCCCUGGGUCUGAUGCCUUUGCUGCUCUAUCUCUUCUGUCAAGGCUUCACCGGUCUGCAAAAUGCUGUACCAUACAGCAGCAUCAUCACCGCUCUCGUUCUCACUUUGGUGCCUUGUGCCAUUGGUAUUGGCAUUAAUCACUACAAACCAAACUAUACACCAGUCGUGAAAAAAACUGGUGUCAGCAUCCUGAUCAUGUCCGCCAUCAUAGUGGCCAUCCUGUCUGGCAUCGCCGUCAAAAACAUGAUAUGGAUGAUCCUCACACCUGAUAUGCUGUCAGUAGCUGCACUAAUGCCACUGAGUGGCUUCAUGCUGGGAUAUGUCAUAUCUAUUAUAUGCGGACUCAGUCCACAAUGCAGCAGGACUGUCGCCAUGGAAACAGGGUGUCAAAACAUCCAGCUGUGCGCUGUCAUCCUAAAGGUGGCCUUUUCCCCGGAGAUCAUUGGACCCAUGUUCCUCUUCCCUCUGAUAUACAUAACUUUCCAGUGUACUGAGGCCCUUAUCCUGGCCGGGUGCUUCAGAUGUUACCAAACAUUCAAGCGACCAGCUGAAGAUGCAUACAACAGUGUUGACAUUAAACAAGUGGAGCUGAAACAGCCAUGACAGCAUCA